This is a messenger RNA of Larimichthys crocea (large yellow croaker), 3033 nucleotides long. RefSeq names its product transcription elongation factor A (SII), 3 (gene tcea3). Gene Ontology annotation, biological process: transcription elongation by RNA polymerase II; DNA-templated transcription. The record is from RefSeq and is a predicted model, not a curated record. Gene Ontology annotation, cellular component: nucleus. Bases 265 to 2649 code for a protein of 794 amino acids. The transcript has 20 exons. Gene Ontology annotation, molecular function: zinc ion binding; nucleic acid binding. NCBI's taxonomy places the organism in Eukaryota, Metazoa, Chordata, Actinopteri, Sciaenidae.
ACAAUUUUACACGAACCACUUUGAGCACUGUAUAUUUGUGUUGUGCCAUGUGUCUACUUCACCGUCUAUAUUUAGUUGUUGUCAUGUGUCGUGCUGGUCAGCUGGGACCCCGCAGCAGCAGGACACGCCUCUGUGCUGAAUGGAGCGCGCCGUGCGUAAAGUCCGACCUGCAGCGGAUCCAAACUUUUUGUUUUCUCCACUCAUUUUUCAGCAUUUUUAUCAACUCGACGUUAUUGCUUCGCUUUCAGUCGAGUAAAUGCAGCGAUGACUCGAGAGGAAGAUCUCAUUCGGAUUGCAAAAAAACUGGACAAGAUGGUGUCUAGAAAUAACACGGAGGGUGCCAUGGACCUUCUGAGGGAACUGAAAGGUUUCAAUAUGACACUCAAACUUCUCCAGGAAACGAGGAUCGGCAUGUCUGUGAACGGUAUCAGGAAGCACUGCACCGACGAGGAAGUCAUUGCUUUGGCAAAGGUUCUCAUUAAAGACUGGAAAAGACUUCUGGACUCUGGACAUUCUCAAUCUGAGAAACCGUCUGAAAUGAAGAACGGUUUGGACUCCAGCAAAACGGCCACGUCUCCAAACAGCUCACCAUCUGAAACACAGAGCAGUCACAGGAAACUGGAUGUUAAACCGAAACAAGAUUCAGAUCCUGACACAAAGCACUCUAGUAAAAACAGAAAAGAAAAACAUAAUGACGAGCACAGAAACAAAAAGAGACACACGGAUGACCUCAGCGACGAGAAGCACCUGGAGGAGCCCCAAAAUGAGAAACAUCCCCAAGAAAUGAGAAAAGAGAAGCAUCUAGAAGAAUCCAAAAAUCAACGACCUGUAGAAGAUGCCCAACAAAAAAUAGAUGACAAGAAACAGAAGCAUGUGCAAGACCUGCCGAGUGAGAAACACAAGUCAGAAUUUAGGAAAGAAAGACCAUUAUUUGAAGAACCAAAAAAGACGAGACACGUGGAAGAAGUCAAAAAGGAGAAACACCCCGAGGAGCCCAAGAAGCACAGCUACAUGGAUGACCUGAAGAAGGACAAACACAGAGAAGAAAACAGACAUGAGAGGCCGAUAAAUACACCACAACGUGAGAGACUGCAGGGUGAACCCCAGAGAGAGAAACCUGCUGACGCUCAUAAAGCAAUAUUUGAAAGGAGAGGAGUGUUGGACAGCAGUAUUCUGUAUCCUACCCGGUUCCCCUCUCCUCCUCGACCUGCUCGUCCUCUUUUCCCAAUCAAACGCCCCUCUUUGGACCUGAAAAAAGACAGGAAGGACGGUAAAGACUCUUCCUCCAGACAUCCUCGUCCUCAUGCCCCCCAAGCCACCUCUCCUCCAGGCAAGCGACCCUCACUGGAAGUCAAGAAAGAGAGGUCAGGCAUGCUCUGGUGCAUGUUUGUGAAACAAUUCUCUCAGUUAGUGCAGAGAAGUGUUAACAUUUUAAGGGAAACUCAAACAAAUCUUCGUUUUUAUAUCAGGAAAGUUCCACCGGACCCAAAUGCUCCUAUUGCUCCUCUUCCUCUUUACCUUCAUCCACCUCCACCAAGAAAAGAGCCUCCUGACCCCAACGCUCCUCUUCCUCCACUCCCUCUUCACCUUCACCCUCCGCCUCUUGUGAAACGUCCCUCACUGGACGGGAAAAAGGAAAGCAGAAAGGAGUCAACAGAGUCUAAACCUCCUUCACUGAAGAAGACGUCAGAUCACGUAAAGAGAGAAAGGAAAGACUCAUCAGAGAGCAAAGUGUCUAAAAAGCACGCCAAUGAAGGCAAGAAAGAAAGGAACGAUUCAUCUGACUCUAAACCGUCUCCUCCCAAAAAGCCCACUGUGGAUGUCAAAAAAGAAAAACACAGGAAGGACUCCUGUGACUCAAAGCCUGGACAACCUGUGAAACGUCAAUCAACUGACUCCAAACCUGACAGGAGGGAAUCCACUGAUUCAAAGAAAAGCAGCUCACCACCAGCAAAGAAGCUAACCGCUGAAAGGAGAGAGUCUCAUGGCUCCAAGACCUCUCAGCCUGGACCUCCACAGAGGAAACCCUCUACUGACAGCUUUGAAAGAAAGGGCAAAGCCGAUACUCCUAAAUCUCCCACCACCCCGACCAGCCCCAUGUCUCCGAGCUUCAGUUCUGCCGGGGGUCCACUGCCCCCUCACCUCGCUACCGGAGACUCCGUUAGAGACAAGUGCAUUGAGAUGCUGGCAGCUGCCCUGCGCACAGACAACCACUACAAAGAUUUUGAAACUAACUGUGACAGCAUGGCUGCAGAGAUUGAAGAUCAUAUCUACCAGGAGAUAAAGGCCACGGACAUGAAAUACAAAAACAGAGUCCGCAGCCGCAUCAGCAACUUAAAGGACCCAAAGAACCCUGGUCUUCGCAGAAACGUUCUAGCAGGAAACAUCGAAUUAAGCCGCAUCGCCUCUAUGUCUGCUGAGGAAAUGGCCAGCGACGAGCUGAAGCAGCUGAGGAACGUUCUCACCCAGGAGGCCAUCAGGGAACACCAAAUGGCCAAAACAGGUGGCACCACCACCGACCUGCUGCAGUGCGGCAAGUGCAAGAAGAAGAACUGCACCUACAACCAGGUGCAGACACGCAGUGCUGACGAGCCAAUGACCACGUUUGUUCUGUGUAAUGAGUGUGGUAACCGCUGGAAGUUCUGCUGAUGCCUUCCAGGUGAAACCAUGUUUUUUUUUUUUCUGAGCAUUUUGAAAUGGAUAUUUUCUAUAAUGGGAGGAAGUUUAUAAAUUAUUGCAGCUAGUGAUUUGAACAGAAAUGUGUUCUUACAAUUUUUACUUAAGUUUUGAGAUGUGUAAGCAUGUGCUAAUAAUCAGGGUUUGCUUUAUAUGGAAUUGAAGACUGAGCAUGAACGACAGCUUGUUGACUGAAACGAGUGACGAUCACGGUGCUGUCCAGUUUAAUAUGCCACGACAUAUUACAGCUGUUCACUUUGUAUAUAUUUAAUUCCAAUAAAACUGCAUAGAUCAUCAGUAUGAUGGCUUUUAAAACUCACAUUUAAUAAAAAACAUUGACAAUCUGUCUUCUUCAGA